Spodoptera frugiperda (fall armyworm) is the source of this 2274-nucleotide messenger RNA. Its product is annotated as gamma-aminobutyric acid receptor subunit beta-like. Gene Ontology annotation, biological process: signal transduction; chemical synaptic transmission; nervous system process. Lineage: Eukaryota; Metazoa; Arthropoda; Insecta; Lepidoptera; Noctuidae. The record is from RefSeq and is a predicted model, not a curated record. Gene Ontology annotation, cellular component: membrane; neuron projection; synapse. Gene Ontology annotation, molecular function: extracellular ligand-gated monoatomic ion channel activity; neurotransmitter receptor activity; chloride channel activity. Bases 74 to 1672 code for a protein of 532 amino acids. The transcript has 9 exons.
CGCGGCGGGCGGGCGGGGGCGCGCGCCGUGGCGGGCCAGUGCGCCGCGCGACCCCGCCCGCACUCCACGCGCUAUGAGCGCGCUCCGGCCGCGCGCCCGCCGCGCGCCGCUGCUGCUCGCGCUGGCCGCCGCUCUGUUGCCGCACGCCGACCGAGUCGCCGGCGGCGGCGGCGGCGGGAGCAUGUUCGGGGACGUCAAUAUAUCCUCCAUUCUGGACUCCUUCAGCAUAAGUUACGAUAAGAGGGUUCGGCCAAACUAUGGAGGUCCGCCGGUGGAGGUGGGCGUCACCAUGUAUGUGCUCUCUAUCAGCUCCGUGUCGGAAGUGCUCAUGGUACUCGCCCCAGUACUCGCACGCGCCGAGCAGCCCCAGACGCGAGGCUGCGAGCAUGUCGCGUUUCAUGGAUCUGACUUCACGUUGGAUUUUUACUUCAGACAAUUUUGGACGGACCCCCGGCUCGCGUAUAAAAAGCGGGCCGGGGUCGAGACGCUUUCGGUCGGCUCCGAGUUCAUCCGCAACAUCUGGGUGCCCGACACGUUCUUCGUGAACGAGAAGCAGUCGUACUUCCACACCGCCACCACCAGCAACGAGUUUAUCCGGAUUCAUCACUCGGGCUCCAUCACGCGCAGCAUCAGGCUCACCAUCACCGCGUCGUGCCCCAUGAACCUGCAGUACUUCCCCAUGGACCGGCAGCUGUGCCACAUCGAGAUCGAGAGCUUCGGAUACACGAUGACCGACAUUCUGUACGUUUGGAAAGACGGCGCGUCGAGUGUCGGCAUGAGCAGCGAAGUGCAGCUGCCGCAGUUCCGAGUGCUCGGCCACCGGCAGCGCGCCACCGUCAUCACGCUCAGUACAGGAAACUACUCGCGGCUGGCGUGCGAGAUCCAGUUCGUGCGGUCGAUGGGCUACUACCUGAUCCAGAUCUACAUCCCGUCCGGCCUGAUAGUUAUCAUAUCGUGGGUCUCGUUCUGGCUGAACCGCAACGCGACGCCGGCGCGCGUGCAGCUCGGCGUCACCACCGUGCUCACCAUGACCACGCUCAUGUCUUCCACUAACGCGGCGCUGCCCAAGAUCUCCUACGUCAAGUCCAUCGACGUGUACCUGGGCACUUGUUUCGUGAUGGUGUUCACCAGUCUGCUGGAGUACGCCACGGUGGGGUACAUGUCCAAGCGGAUACAGAUGAGGAAGCAGCGGUUCGUUGCCAUACAGAAGAUAAUGUCGGAGAAGAAGAUGCCGGCGGAGUGCGCGCCGCCGUGGGACGCGCACUCGCUCAGCAAGGCGGGCAGCCUCAGCCGCGGCGCGCCCCCGCCCCCGCGCCACUCGCUGGGCGGCGCGCCCCCGCCCCCGCCGCGCCACCACGGCUCGCUGCACUCCGUGGACCGCUGCCGGCACCUGCAGGAGGUGCGCUACAAGGCGCGCGACCCCAAGGCGCACUCCAAGGGCGCCACGCUCGAGAGCUCGCUCGAGGACAACCCGGCGCCCUCGCUGCACACGCUGCACCCCACCAAGGACUACGGCAAGUUCUUGGGCAUGACGCCUUCCGACAUCGACAAGUACUCGCGCAUCGUGUUCCCGGUGUGCUUCGUGUGCUUCAACCUGAUGUACUGGAUCGUGUACCUGCACGUGUCCGACGUGGUGGCCGACGACCUGGUGCUGCUGGAGGAGAACAAGUGAAGCCUCGCCACUGUACAUACCUCAUGUAUUAUAGAACGCUAGUGUCACUCCUACACUCAACCGACGGUCUGAACCUCGUACUUCACAUACACUUAGGAACUCGAACGACUUGUACAGUUUGUAAAUAAUAACACCCUAACACUGUGCCGGUGCCCGCGCCCCCCUACCCCCUCGCCCCACGUCCCCCUCGCCCCACGUCCUCCUCCCGCACAGCAGUACACUGCACUGGCUAGUCGUUAAAUGCUUCUCCUUCAACCUUCAACACCACGACGCCCGACUGGCUCCGACUCACCAAACUUGGGUUUACUGCCAAGUGAGUGGUCGCACGGAGCCAGGAGCGGUCCGCUGUGUGAGCCCGACCGACUGUAUCGAGCUCCACGCGACGGACGCAGCGCGCGGGGCGCCGGCGCCGGCCGCGUCGUCGUAUUCAGAGCAUGGUAAUGUUAAGUUAAUUCGUCAUAGAGUUUAUGGUCUAGAUCGCAACUGUUAAGUAUUGUAAAGGUACAGAUAAUACUAACUAGGUAAGCACGGUAAGGCACACGAGACUAUUUUGCAUUCACAUGCAAUUCGUUCGUCUUGUAAUAAAGACUAAUAUAUACUAA